This is a messenger RNA of Dovyalis caffra, 822 nucleotides long. Lineage: Eukaryota; Viridiplantae; Streptophyta; Magnoliopsida; Malpighiales; Salicaceae. The record is from the annotation of a GenBank genome assembly.
AUGGGUAGACAACCUUGUUGUGACAAACUUGGUGUGAAGAAGGGGCCUUGGACAGCUGAGGAAGACAAGAAGUUGGUCAAUUUUAUUCUCACACAUGGCCAAUGUUGCUGGCGAGCUGUGCCGAAGCUCGCCGGACUCCGUCGAUGCGGCAAGAGCUGCCGUCUUCGCUGGACUAAUUACCUCCGGCCUGACUUGAAGAGAGGCCUUCUUAACGAGGAUGAGGAACAACUUGUCAUUGAUCUCCAUGCCCGCCUUGGCAAUAGGUGGUCCAAAAUUGCAGCAAGAUUGCCGGGAAGAACAGAUAAUGAGAUCAAGAAUCACUGGAAUACUCACAUUAAGAAAAAGCUAAUUAAGAUGGGUAUUGAUCCAGUGACACAUGAGCCUCUCAAGAAACAAGUUAGCCCACAAGAAAGUACAGUACCUUGUGACGCUAAUUAUGAUCAACCCAAUUUUAAUACUGAUCAUGAUCAGCAGGUUCUGCCCAAAACUAGUGGUCAUGCCUCCUCUAGCACUGAUAAUUCAAGCACUACCACGCCAACUGAAAAUUCAUCAUCAGUGGAUGAAUGUAGGUCAUCAGAACCUAACAGUGACAACGAUCCACUAAUGAGUUACAUAUGGUCAGAGGCAUUUCUUGAUGAUACAUCUUGGAACUUCCAAGCCACUAGAGAAGAUUUUAGUGAAUUUGGGGUAUCAAAUUCUUCAUCAGAGGACAGUAACUCUCCAUGGUUUUUAGACUCUAAGGAUCUUGGAGAUGAAUUCUUUGGACUUAGUUGCUUCAGUGACAUGGACUUGAGUAUCCUAGAUAUGAGUGGCAAGCAUUGA